AUGGAUCUCUGCUCUCUCAGGUAGACGAUACGAAACAAACCAGGAAGUGUUUACAUGAACACAGUCCGUGCCUUAUAUUAGUUUUAAACAUGACCAGUGAAGUCCGAUAUUGCGAGAAGUGCUCGUACUUCUUCCUCAAGUUCUCCUUAAUCGGAUAUGCAACAAUUUUCUGGUUGAUUGGGGGCUUUAUAUUGGCCAUCGGUAUUUAUGCAGAGGUGGAGAGGCAACGAUACAAAACGUUGGAAGGAGUGUUUCUGGCUCCUGCCAUCAUCCUCAUUGUGCUCGGUGUCAUCAUGUUUAUUGUUUCCUUCAUCGGGGUUCUGGCAUCUCUCAGAGACAACUUGUGCCUUCUCAAAGUGUUUCUUUACAUGCUGGCUCUCUGUCUCAUUUUGGAGCUCAUCGGUGGGAUUGUUGCUCUGAUUUUUAAGAACCAGACAGUGGACAUUCUCAACAAAAACAUCCGUAAAGGCAUGGUGAAUUACUAUGAUGACCUUGAUUUCAAAAACAUCAUGGACUUUGUUCAGAAAACGUUCAAAUGUUGUGGAGGAACCGAGUACAAGGACUGGGAGGUGAACAUGUAUCAUAACUGUUCUGCUCCUGGUCCACUGGCCUGUGCAGCUCCUUACACCUGCUGUAUCAUCACGCCUGGUGAAGUUGUUAAUACGAUGUGCGGAUACAAGACCCUGCAUAAGGAGAGAAUUGACAAUGCAGACAUUAUCUACACUCGUGGCUGCACCGACGCUGUCUUCAUUUGGUUAAUAGACAACUACAAAACAAUGGCUGGACUUCUUCUAGGCAUCUUUCUUCCGCAGUUCUUUGGCGUGAUCUUCACCUGGCUUUAUAUUACUCGUGUGGAAGAUGCCAUCGAGGAGUAUGGACACUAUAUGGAUAGUCUGCUGACGUCUGAUGGCAACCCCCAGGAAACCAAACGCCAAAGCAAGCUGGCCAAAUGCUGCAAAUGCAUGCCUUUGAUGGACUGAGUACAAACUCUUAAAAAAAAAAAAAAGGAAAGCCUUAUAUCCACUUCUAAAAAAAGGGAUUUUUACACUUUAUCCUGCUGUGGAUGAAAUGAACUGUUUGUAGCUCUGCAAAACACAACUGUGCUGUUACUGUCGAAAUUUCAGCCUCGGGUACACUGUGCCAAGCAAGUCAUUUUUUUACUGUCAAUACGUUUUUCACAGUUACACUCGGUGUUCAUCAUUUCAUCUGUCAGCUGAAAAUGGACUAGUUAUUUUGUGUCAAAAUGUCCUGAUGCUAUAGGACUGACCUUCUGAAUGAGGAUCAUGGUAAAUCACACCUGAAGCGCACACCAAAGAUCACAUAUAUUUACAUCCUACUGACCCAGUCAGAACAGCUUUUUCACAGUUUAGCUUUGUUUAACAGGGAAACUAACGUGACAUUUGGCGCCCUGUCAGUCUCGGGUUAUAAAAUGUCUUUUUAUAUUUCCAGUAUAUACACGACAACUUCUGCUGUGUGAAAUGUGGUGCAUUCAUCAUAAUACGGGUGCUGUCUCUUUUGUUUGAACGUUAUCUCAAAAAGAUGGGUUUAUAUUGUAAAUGCUGAUCAUUUCUAUACUUAUAACUUUUUUAAACGCAAUAUCUUGGUUGCAUCGCCAUAUUUCCUGUAAUUGCUUUUACUAAUAUUUAAUUUUUGUAAAUAUAAUGUCCAUUAUUACAUAAGAUUGAGGCUUUACCUAAAGCAGGGUUUCUUUUUUUCAAUAAUACAGCUUAUUAUGAGAUUAUUGUGUAAUCUUUGAAUCAGGGAUUUUUUUAAAUGAUCAGUUGUUUUGUUGUGGUUCUAGUGAUAUUUUAAACAUGCAUACAUACUGUACAUACAUACAUACAUAAAUACAUACAUUAACUGUAAAAAAAAUCUGUUAUUUUACUUUCUUUUUCUGGCUGCUAUGGUGCCGGAAAAAAACCCCCAUAAAAAUAACGGCCGUUAAAUUACAGAAAUUUACCCUAAAAUAUCAGACAUUAAAUUACAGAAAUUUACCGUAAAAUAUCAGACAUUAAAUUACAGAUAUUUACCCUAAAAUAUCAGACAUUAAAUGACAGAA
Molecule: messenger RNA, 2059 nt
Organism: Danio aesculapii
Lineage: Eukaryota; Metazoa; Chordata; Actinopteri; Cypriniformes; Danionidae
Gene: tspan15
Product: tetraspanin 15
Exons: 8
Coding region: 90-980 (296 amino acids)
Cellular component (GO): membrane
Source: RefSeq, a predicted model, not a curated record